Molecule: messenger RNA, 1368 nt
Organism: Adineta ricciae
Lineage: Eukaryota; Metazoa; Rotifera; Eurotatoria; Adinetida; Adinetidae
Source: the annotation of a GenBank genome assembly
AUGUAUAUUCAUUUGCAGUUACUUUAUGGGAAAUCUGGUCGCGAUGUUCUUAUUUACCCUUUUCUCCUCGGAUCGGCAAGUACUGUUGUCAUCAUGCUCUAUCGAAUGUCUCAGGAAGCUGAACGUACUCGACUAACGACCCCAGACAUCAACCAACAACGUUUCAAUGUUGACCUGUCCAUCCAAAUAAAGCUGUCCGAAUCUCUCACGACGAGUAACUUUGUAAAUAUGAGUUCCGUCGAUAGUGAAGAUAAUGCUGCAAACAAGCUGUUGGAGACGUGGCGAUCGCUGUCACCAUCGUUGGAUCGUGUGAAUAAGUUUUCUUACGACGUCAUGCUCUCCAAAUAUGUAGAAUCGUCUGCGUGGAAUGGAAUCCAACUACUCGAUGGCCAAAACAAUACAGAACUUCUGAAAAUUGAUCGCCUGUCAACGAAUGAACUCAUCUCAUUUUCGUCGUUAAUGAAAUCGGGAACAGUUGAUGGGAAAUUCGUGUACUAUGUGAACUACGGACGACAAGAAGAUUUUGCAUACAUCUUCAAGCAUCGAAUAGGUAUUCGAGAACCAGAAAAAUCCGUUGUUUUUAUGCGUCGACGACCGUCGGUCAUUUCUCAGACUGAACAGAUUUAUCAAGCCAUCUAUUAUGGUUUUGGUGGCUUAGUUCUCUUCGAUGACAAUGUUGAUCAGCAGAUAGUAACCAACAAUCGACACACGUUUUUCGAAGAAUGGAGACGAUAUUUAGCUAUGCAGGACCGUGAUGACUAUCUGAAUGGAAGACUGAAGAAUACCAAUCAUUCGAUAUGUGUGUUGACUCUUUCGUACGAUGACGUUCAACGUAUCUUCGGAUCUCUUCAGCCCGAUUCCAAUCAGUGGUCAACUCCUCCACUCGAAUGGCACAAUCAAUCCACACUGAUGAAGAUCGGCGGACCGCUCACAACUAUCAAACUCAGACUCGUUGUCAACGUGGAACAAGUCAAAGUCGAGCUCCCAGUCGUCAUGAUUUUAAUUCAAUAUAUUUUUUAUAAACGGUUUGGAUUCAAAAUCGAAAGAGAAUACAUCGAUGCGUCAGUUUUAUAUUCCAUUCAAAUUGUAUUAACAGUUCUCCUGGCAUGUGAACCAAUUCUACUGUAUGCAACAGAAACAACAGCAUUUGGAAAAAGCAAACUUCCGGGUUACACAAUCUUUCGUUGUGUACUUCGAACUGCAGUUUGGCUAUUUUCAUUGAUCAUUCUUCGAAUUGAACGGACAAAAACAAUGCCAACAAGUCAAACACGUGGCCAUGGUUUGACACUCUUGACAUUUUGGUGCAUUGCAGUUUUAAUCGAAUUAUGCACUUUGAUAUCUUAUCGUUCGUCAUGCAAAAGUGGCUGA